CCUGUGACUUGCGCUUGGGCUGGGAUGGACACUUGCGUGCGUAGGCUAGGCCCGUUUGGCAUGCGGAGGCUCCACUCCGCUCUGUGUACUGUAUGGGCGGGCUGCGCGGGAGUCUAUGCUCCCUUUGCCUGGUGGGCUUAUCGCUGGCCGCCACCUGGGACCACGCACUACGGACUCCGGACGCUCAGGCACGUUCCCAUUCCCUUACAUCCUCUCAAUGUCAAGCACGAUUGGCGAUGCGCGUCCCUUCCGCGGCGGACUGUGGUCCCGGCGGGCCAGCACGCCGCCACCGUGCUCCUGCCAACAGUGCGUGUGUCGAAACGGAGCGGCGCAAGCUUGGUUCGGGCCUUGGAGUCGGACUGCGCGUGGACUCCGAGGCGAUCGAGGUGGAUUUUCUGCGCGGUCCCGGGGGAGGGAAGCUUCGCUCCUGCUCCUGGCCAGGCGGAUCGUCGCCGACGCGCGUGGCUUAGACUCUGAUCGCGCUCAGGGCGAUAUCGUGGGCCAGGACAAGACAACGCCAACCACGCUGGAUCCUGAUGGUCGGGACGGGGCCCGCGCGCGACGGUCGUUCGGAUCCCUCUUGACAUUGUGUCGCCCGCGCUGUGUUCGAGCAAGCAAGGCGAACCGCGUGGCUUACGUACGUAGGGCGGCGAUAUGCGGCGUCCACUGCGAGCAAUCCAGCCACCGCUGUGUACUAUCCGCAUCCAUGGACUAUUCCAUCUCCAAUCUGGAAUGCAAAAUGCAAUUUCAUGGAAAUCUGGGAUAUCAAGCUCUGCCGUUAGCAGCGCCAUCCCUCGCCUCGCAGGACAUGCGAUGCCCCCAGCGCGAGCGAGGGCGCAAGUCCAGCCGAACAAGCUUCGCGGUCGAGGCACGGCGCCGUGAUCGUACUGUAAUUCAAGUUGCGCGCGACAACCCCGACCUGCCGCGUUCGUCCUCUCCCGGCCUAAAGGGGCAGCUCGGUUGCCUAACUCUGCCCAGUGCUCAGUGCUCCUUCGUCGUCGGCCCUCAGGCUGGCCUGGCCCGGCCGCGUCCCCCCGCGUGUCCACCACGCACGCUGCAUUGUCCCGCCGAUUGCCCCGGUCGCAGGAUCUGUCUGUGGGUGUGGGCCCGUCCGGCGUGGCGUGAUGCGACGCCGAUAGCCGUCCGUCCACCUCUCACUGACAACCGUGCCCUCUGUCCUGUGUCCUGCGUAUCUGCUAGACGCCGUCAACGCUGCAGCAAGCCACAGUGGGUCCGCAACACGCCCGUCCUCGCACCCGGCAGCCAGCUGCAUGAGCAUCCACGAAUCACGAUCCAGCCACGCACGAUCCAGACGCGCGCGACGCCACGCUGAUAGUGGUGCGUACACGCACGCGCUGGAGAUCCGGGCUCGCCGGCGAUUCGUAUCAAGAGGCAAGACCUAGAGUCCAUCUGGGGAACCGGCUUCGGGAAGGCGCGUCAACGUCGAUGAUGCGACGUUCAAUUUUCCUAGGCCUG
Molecule: messenger RNA, 1476 nt
Organism: Rhodofomes roseus
Lineage: Eukaryota; Fungi; Basidiomycota; Agaricomycetes; Polyporales; Fomitopsidaceae
Exons: 2
Coding region: 116-1333 (405 amino acids)
Source: RefSeq, a predicted model, not a curated record